Messenger RNA from Acipenser ruthenus (sterlet), 3052 nucleotides. Its product is annotated as synaptosomal-associated protein 23-like. Gene Ontology annotation, molecular function: SNAP receptor activity; syntaxin binding. The transcript is spliced from 8 exons. The coding region runs from base 202 to 825 and encodes 207 amino acids. Gene Ontology annotation, biological process: synaptic vesicle priming; exocytosis; synaptic vesicle fusion to presynaptic active zone membrane. Gene Ontology annotation, cellular component: SNARE complex; plasma membrane. NCBI's taxonomy places the organism in Eukaryota, Metazoa, Chordata, Actinopteri, Acipenseriformes, Acipenseridae. The record is from RefSeq and is a predicted model, not a curated record.
ACAAUUGUGCACAUGCGCAGAGCAAAGGCAACGAAUCAGCCAGUAUAAACUCACAUGCGCAGUGGAGCUGGACACAAACUAAAGGAAUUUUAGACCCUGUGGUGUUCGAACCGGGUUGCUAAAUUCGAAUUAAUUAGGAAUUCUGACUUCUGGGAAGAGCACAGAGCUGUUGCAGCGGCUGCCGUCUCCAAAUCCGGCACCAUGGCGGACAUGACAGUGGAGGAUAUCAACCUGCGGGCCAACCAGCUGACAGAUGAGUCCCUGGAAAGCACCAGGAGGAUGCUGCAGAUGGCAGAGGAGAGCAAAGAGACUGGAGUGAAAACCCUCACCAUGCUGGACGAGCAGGGAGAGCAACUGCACCGCGUGGAGGAAGGAAUGGACCAGAUCAACGAGGACAUGAAGCAUGCUGAGAAGAACCUGACAAACCUGACCAAGUGCUGUGGGCUGUGUGUGUGUCCCUGCGACAGAGCGAAGAACUUCGAGGUGAGCGACCGCUACAAGAAAACCUGGGGCACCAGCACAGAGAGCUCUGCCAACGUGGUGUCCAGUCAGCCCUCCGGCACCACCCAGAAUGGACAGCAGACCUCGGGAGGACCAGGGGGACCCUACAUCAAGAGGAUAACGAACGAUGCCCGGGAGGAUGAGAUGGAGGAGAACCUGGACCAGGUGGGCAGCCUCAUCGGGAACCUGAAGAACAUGGCAUUGGACAUGGGCACCGAGAUCGAGAAGCAGAACAACCAGAUCGACCGCAUCACCGUGAAGGCUGAAACAAACAAAGUGCGCAUUGAUGAGGCCAACCAGAGAGCGAAUAAACUCAUCAAGUAGAUAGAGCACUUCUGUGGGGUGAGGAAAAGAGCAACCUUUGACCCCUCCUUCUGGACCUCGAGCAUUCUCCAGCUUCCACUUCAGUCUGGACUCUCUUCCUACAGGAUAUCUAUCCCCUCCUCUCCUCCUUUACAAAAUCAAGCCAGGGUGCUCAUUGCAGCGACGGGAUGUGUGAAGGUGGCACUAGGAAUGGCAGGGCAGUCUGGGAUUGCCUUCCAAUCUGAACAAGAAUUUACACGAGUCACACAGCAGUGCAGCACUUAAGAAACGGGUCUGUGCCUCAGAAAUGCCAGAGAUGGUAGAGUUGGGGAUGUACAACCUGAUGACUGUGUCCCCUACACAAGCCUGUCAGAAAUGCUAAUAACCAACACUGAGAUGGUUAAACAUGUUUUGGCCACAAAAAAUAUUCAAAAAGAAAACACACUUAUUUUAGAUAAACACAUUUAUUCCAGGAAUUUCAACUCCUUCCAUGCAGCAUAGUGUAGCUGUGGUUGCUCACCCCUGAUUAUUAACCCCUGAUUAUUAACCUUGAUUUUAAUGAUUGAGCAUGUAAAGUUAAAGAAAUGUUAUUUGCAGGAAACAGCCAUAUAACCCCAGCUAGUUAACCCUAACCAUCCCACCCCUGGGGUUAUAUGGCUGUUUCCUGCAAUUAACAUUUCUGAAACUUUACAUGCUCAAUCAUUAAAAUCAAGGUUGUCCAGUAAAACUUCUCGGCUUUUCGGCCUGGGGCCUGAGUCUGUCCAGCGUAUUGGAGUUUUUCAGCGUAUCGGUUACAAUACAGUAAGUAAGCAAUCAAUACAGUAAGUAAGCAAUCAAUACAGUAAGUUGUACAUUUUCUAGUGGCAAUUUGAGAUCGUCACACUUUACAGCUAUCACAUUUUAAAUUAUGCCGUCAUAUUUCUGUAUAAAAAAAGUGCAUGCAUUUAAAAAAAUAAUGUCGAGUACUUGCACAUCAUUCAGUUAAGUUUGUGUCUGCAGUAGCUUGAGAUUUUACCAGCAUCAUAGCGCUGAAUUUGUUGGUAAGCAUGAUGUCAAUAAUUUAAAGAAUGCCUCAGCCCUCCCUCAUUUAUGGAAGUCGGUUUUACAGCAAAAUGUUCCUUGUGUAGAGUGGGAAUAGGGUACCUUUUUGUUUGAACCGUUUACGUCUCCUCUAAAAUUAUAAUGCGUUCGGUGCAGCCCAGAGAGUAACAUCCACUGGGAUAUUAAAGGCAGGGCAGGUUGUUGUGAAGCCAAUAGACCUUUGGGUUCUGCACAGAGUAACCUCUCCUCUCGCAGUCUUAAUGAUUUUUGCUUGUUUUAAAAACUGUUCUAGCGCUAACGAUUUUAAAAAGUAUCUGUUUGAUCCCAACCACUCCCAUGUCCCUAUAGGAUUUCAAUGAUGACUCCUAACCAGGUGACUUCACACUGGUUUUUGGCAGUAUAAUCUGUUUAUGCAAUGGGGAUUCAAAAACCUGUAUAGGGAUGAAACUUGUCUGGAAGGAGGAGUAGAUCAUGGGACAGACGAGUGUGUUGUUGCCACCUCGCACCUUGGCACUGAAUACCAUAUUAUGCAAGGCAGAUUAACCAGGCUGCUUAAAACAGACAAUUGGAUAACCCUGCAGGCCACUCGCCACACUGUGCUUGCUGUUCCUGUGAGCUGCUGCAUUGCACACUGGGUAGUGAUGUCAUUGCAGAACCCUAGCAGUUCUGGGAACAGAGGUGGUCACAUUGAGUAAAGACAUGCUUGGAUGCUGCUCGCUAUGAUUCUAGAUGCGAGUCAGGUGUCAGCCUCUUCCCCAUGGUCUUCUGUCCGUUCCUGCCAUUGCUGUACUGGGCUUAUUGAUCCCUGGCAUGUCUCUGAACCUGUCAAGUGACUUUAGAACCAUUCUGUAUAAUGAAAUCAGACCCUGCAAAAAUGUACCGCUUCAGUUUCUACACAAGAAAUGUUGCUGCUGAAAUUUAAUGUAGGAAAGAAAUUUAGUUGGGCUUUUUUCUUUUGUUUAUUCUUUUGUCAUAUUUUUAAAAAAAAUGCAAAUAUUCAUUUAGAUCUCUGUAGUAAUUGUGAAAUUCACUGCUUUGUAGUUUGUUUGUUUGUGGAAUAUUGUCUCUGCAUAAAUUGUUAUGCGAUUCAAGAAAAGUGCCUUUUUCACAGUAACGUAUAGCAACAAUUCAUUUUAAUUGAUACCUUCAUUCUGAGCCUUUCACUGUAUACAGUUAUGUCUAUUGUUUUAAUAAAGUUUAAUUCAGA